UCCCUCUCCCUCUCUCUCUCUCUCCAUGUUUUGGUAAACCACUUUAGGUAACCAGAAAACAAGCCCAUAAGAGUCUUUUAGACCUGCCACCACUCCAUAUCAUAACCCCUCUAUCUCUCUCUCUCCCUACCCACAUUUUGUAUUUUGUUGUGAAGUGAGGAAGAGGAGAGAGAAAGUUAGCUAACGUAGCUUAGAGAGCAGAGCAGAGGUCAAAAUGAAGAGGUCACCUUCUUCUUGUUGGUCUUCAUCUUCAACUUCAAGUGUUGAGUCUGAUCUUCAUCCUGCUCAUCCUGAUGAUGAUCAAUCAGCCCAGCCCAAUCCCAAGGCCAAGCGUCCCAGAACCAGACCCAGAGGAGCUAUCAAUAAAAAUCUCAACCAAAGCAAGUCCCAGAAGAUUAUUAAUCCCAACUCUCCCAGAAGAAGCUCCAUUUACAGAGGAGUCACCAGGCACAGAUGGACAGGGAGGUUUGAAGCUCAUCUGUGGGAUAAGAGUUCAUGGAAUACCAUUCAAAACAAGAAAGGAAGACAAAUUUAUUUGGGGUAAUAUGAUAAUGAGGAAGCAGCUGCUCAUACCUACGAUCUUGCGGCCCUUAAGUAUUGGGGGGCCGAUACUGCAUUGAAUUUUUUGGUACUAUUUUUCUUCUUCCUUGUCACACUUCUAUCUUUUUAAAUUUUGCUAAGCAAGUUUGUAAUUAAUUUUAGUUAUGCAUGAAUUAUUUUCAGCUAACAAUUUAUU
Molecule: messenger RNA, 736 nt
Organism: Camellia sinensis
Lineage: Eukaryota; Viridiplantae; Streptophyta; Magnoliopsida; Ericales; Theaceae
Source: RefSeq, a predicted model, not a curated record